CUGACCUUCUCUUUCCCAACACCAGAAAAAUAAAAAAAAAUCUUCCCCUCACUUCUUCUGUUUCCACGUAAAAAAACAGGCGAGCGGUACCGACUGUUUGAGGAGAGAGAUUAUUGUUAUAGAGGGAGUACUCAUCAUCAUAUAUUCAAUAUUCUUCAUUCUUUUUCCAUGGUAUACUUUCUUCAACAACAUCAAUGGCGGAAAUUUGCUGUGGAGUAGCACUUAAUAAUACCGGUAAAAAUCCAGUAAUUUCUAGCUCAUGUGAAACUUCCUCUACACAAGCUGCUCGGAGACGUAGGAUGGAGAUCAGACGGUUCAAAUUCGUCGCCGGAGUUUCUACACCUGAUGAAUCUGAAAUUAUCGACGGAACAAAGCGUCAAAGGAUAGAAAUCACUCGUACGACGUCGUGUUCAAGUGAAUGUAUUGAGAAUUGUGUUUCUGAUGUUCGUGUAAGAGAUAUGAUUAAGAGUAGUAGUGAUAAUGAAAAAGAUCAAAAUAAAUUUGAAACUACGACGUCGUUUCAUCAAUCGCGUACGAAAUCCGUAGGAUUCUCGUCGUCGUUGGAUUCAAUUAUCGAUAGUAAUGAAAAUAGUAUCAAUGGAGUUCCGAAAUUUGGCGUCGCUUCAGUUUGUGGAAGACGACGAGAUAUGGAAGAUGCAGUCGCAAUUCAUCCUUCGUUUUUUCGGUCGGAAAAUAAUAAUUCAGAUUUGCAUUACUUCGGUGUUUACGACGGCCAUGGAUGCUCUCACGUAGCGAUGAAGUGCCGAGAUAGAUUUCACGAUUUGGUGAAGGAGGAAAUAGUGGUGGAACCAGAAUGGCAAGUAGCAAUGGAGAGGAGUUUUAGUAAGAUGGAUAAAGAAGUGAUAGUAAGCAACGAAGGAGUUGUUGGUAAUUGUAGGUGUGAAUUGCAAACACCGGAGUGUGAUGCGGUGGGAUCCACCGCUGUUGUUGCCGUCGUUAGUCCAGAGAAAAUUGUGGUUGCGAAUUGCGGAGAUUCGCGGGCUGUGCUUUGCCGUAAUGGCAAAGCCUUCCCGCUUUCCUCCGAUCAUAAGCCGGACCGGCCGGAUGAGCUGAAUCGGAUCCAAGAAGCUGGUGGUCGGGUCAUAUUUUGGGAUGGGCCUCGGGUACUUGGAGUACUCGCUAUGUCAAGAGCUAUUGGGGAUAAUUACUUGAAGCCAUACGUAAGCUGUGAACCAGAGGUGACAAUAACAGACCGGACAGCAGACGAUGAUUGUCUGAUAUUAGCAAGUGACGGAUUGUGGGAUGUUGUAUCCAACGACACUGCAUGUGGUGUGGCGAGGAUGUGCCUUAAAGGGAAGGUGCCACCAGCGACGUUAACGCCAGAGGUUGAAGAGAUCAUUGGUACAUGUGAAGGAAACGCCGAUAAAGCAUGUUCAGAUGCUGCAAUGUUGCUUACUAAGUUGGCUCUAGCUAGGCACAGCACCGAUAACGUGAGUGUUGUUGUCAUUAAUCUAAGGAAGGAUACCUAGAAAAGAAGUGCAUCUUCCGUUGAAUAUUGGAGACGGACCGACUCGCGACUAUGUAGUGUUCGGGACGGAGUAAACAUAAUAUCAUACUAGCUAGCUAUAUAAGAUCAAAAAUGAAAGGAAAUGGAAAUGGGUAAUAUUUCCCCUCCUUUUUGUAGGAUUUUUUUUCCUUUUUGAGAUUUGAUUUUAUAGAUAGCUAGUAGUUGAUACUCUCUUUUUUUUCUCUCUAUGCUUUUUGGUGGCCUUAUUUGUUGUAAGGUUUGAGUGUGUGAGCCUUGGAGAGUUCUGUAAAGCAAAAGAUGCUUUGACGUGGGAAAAAAAUUAAAGGGGGUUUAUUAGGCAGGAGGAUUGUCUCCAAAUGUAAGGGGAAAAUACCCAAAUGUAAUGAGACUUGCUUUCAAUCUACGGUAAUAGAACAACAUCAAAGGUA
Molecule: messenger RNA, 1917 nt
Organism: Beta vulgaris subsp. vulgaris (sugar beet)
Lineage: Eukaryota; Viridiplantae; Streptophyta; Magnoliopsida; Caryophyllales; Amaranthaceae
Product: probable protein phosphatase 2C 24
Exons: 4
Coding region: 195-1490 (431 amino acids)
Biological process (GO): protein dephosphorylation
Cellular component (GO): cytosol; nucleus
Molecular function (GO): protein serine/threonine phosphatase activity; cation binding
Source: RefSeq, a predicted model, not a curated record